GACACGAUUAAAGCCAAUAGCGCUCAAUGACAUUCGCGUAUAAAUAAGCACCCAAAAAUGUUUGGUUUUUGUAGUUUCGCUCGUAGGCGCUUCGUUAAGUGGAAACCGGUCGGCAGUUAAGCAAAAAUGACAUUCAUGUUCGUGAUGGUACUUGUGGCAUCGAUGAUGUCAUCAAUUACAGCAACGCCUGUUAUAACUCGUAAUGCCGACAACUGGUUGGAGGGUUUCGUAGCAGGUGAACCGUUAACUGAAGAAGAAUUGCAAAGCGAUUUUUCCAGCCUAGCUCGAGAAAUGGCUGGUGAUGGAUUUAUUCCAUGGGAGAAACAACAUCCUGAGCUGCUUGAAGGUGACAUUAUGAUAUCGGGAAGCAAAAAUGCUAUUCUUAACCAGAAUGCUCUGUGGCCAAAUAAAGUCAUUCCUUACGUCAUCGCAACAACUUUUACGGCUGAGCAGCGAAAUAUCAUUGCGUUUGCCAUGAGUACCUAUCACAACAAAACAUGCAUUCGCUUUGUUCCACGAACUACCGAAACAAAUUACAUCUCGAUCUUCAAGAGUGGACAAGGCUGCUGGAGCUACGUGGGUAUGAUCAACAAUGGCGCUCAAGGUGUGAGUUUGGAUGAUGGUUGCGUUGUUAGUUGGGCACCUGGAGUCGUUAUGCACGAGCUGAUGCACACGGCUGGAUUCUGGCACGAACACAUGCGUCCCGAUCGCGAUACAUACGUUUCAAUCAACUUGAAUAAUGUUCUUGAACGAUAUCGAGGCAAUUUCGAUAAGCUUUCAACAACACAGGUUACAAUUCUAGGACUGUCUUACGAUUAUGGAUCUGUAAUGCAUUAUCCGAAGGGAGCGUUUGCUAUUGACCCUAGCAUUCCUGUCAUCACAGCUUUGAUCGGCACUCCUGUCAUAGGACAACGAGCAGGAUUCAGCACGUUGGACGUUCAAAAACUCAACAAAUUGUACAACUGCGCAUCAUCCAGUUGUGGAUCGGGUUAAGAAAUCUUCAGAAUUGAAAAAAUUGGCAAAAAAAAAUUUGUAUUAACAAUUUCAAUUUUGAAUACUUUGUUUUCGAAUUAUUGUUAACUCGUGCGGUAUACGCUGAGUGGAAUGAUUUAAUUUGUGAUGGGAUUUAAUUUGUAAUUUAAAAUAUACAUCAAUAUUAUUUGGGCAAA
Daphnia carinata is the source of this 1169-nucleotide messenger RNA. RefSeq names its product hatching enzyme 1.2-like. Gene Ontology annotation, molecular function: zinc ion binding; metalloendopeptidase activity. The transcript has 9 exons. The record is from RefSeq and is a predicted model, not a curated record. Bases 127 to 993 code for a protein of 288 amino acids. Gene Ontology annotation, biological process: proteolysis. NCBI's taxonomy places the organism in Eukaryota, Metazoa, Arthropoda, Branchiopoda, Diplostraca, Daphniidae.